CUCUUCCAUAACUUCCGGUUUCUCCUCUUCCUCUUUUCCGGAUUUUUUCCUAGCGUGACCAACGUUUCGUGUCUGUUUAGACUUAAAAAUGCGUUACGUGGCCGCUUACCUCCUGGCUGUGCUCGGUGGGAACACCAGCCCCUCUGCAAAGGACAUCAAGGCCAUCGUGGGCAGCGUAGGAAUCGAGGCCGAUGACGAACGCUUAAACAAGGUACGCCAUUUAACGACAUCAUAUUAUGCAAUUCCAAAAAAAGCUGUUGAGAUUUUUGUGGCUGAAUUUGAAUCUUCUAUUUCUCUGCAGGUCAUUAGUGAGCUUAAUGGGAAAAACAUCAAUGAAGUCAUGAACUCAGGCCUCUGUAAGUUAGCCUCCGUACCAGCAGGUGGUGCUGUGGCGGCUCCUGCCGCUGCUGCUGUUGCUGGUGGGGCCGCUGGGGCCGGGGCUGCGCCUGCUGUUGCGGAAGAGAAAAAAGAAGAGAAGAAAGAGGAAUCAGAAGAGUCAGACGAAGAUAUGGGCUUUGGACUCUUUGAUUAAUCUGUGUUCUCUGUGUUUGAAAAGCAAUAAAAAUGUAAAGGGUUUACACUGA
Anarrhichthys ocellatus (wolf-eel) is the source of this 584-nucleotide messenger RNA. RefSeq names its product ribosomal protein, large P2 (gene rplp2a). Gene Ontology annotation, molecular function: structural constituent of ribosome. Gene Ontology annotation, cellular component: cytosolic large ribosomal subunit; ribosome. Gene Ontology annotation, biological process: cytoplasmic translational elongation. Bases 89 to 532 code for a protein of 147 amino acids. The record is from RefSeq and is a predicted model, not a curated record. Lineage: Eukaryota; Metazoa; Chordata; Actinopteri; Perciformes; Anarhichadidae. The transcript is spliced from 4 exons.